Coniosporium apollinis CBS 100218 is the source of this 570-nucleotide messenger RNA. RefSeq lists its product as uncharacterized. The transcript has 2 exons. Gene Ontology annotation, molecular function: nucleotidase activity. Bases 1 to 570 code for a protein of 189 amino acids. Gene Ontology annotation, biological process: nucleotide catabolic process; pyrimidine nucleobase metabolic process. Lineage: Eukaryota; Fungi; Ascomycota; Dothideomycetes. The record is from RefSeq and is a predicted model, not a curated record.
AUGCGCUACUACAAGGACUACGGUCUAGCGAUCGAAGGACUAGUCCGCUACCACAAAGUCGACCCGCUAGAAUACAACCGCAAAGUCGACGACGCGCUACCGCUCGAGGACAUCAUCAAACCCAACCCGCAGCUACGGAAGCUGCUUGAGGAUAUCGACAGGAGCAAAGUCCGGCUAUGGCUGUUCACCAACGCCUACAUUACCCACGGCAAGCGCGUAGUCCGGCUGCUGGAGGUGGAUGAUCUGUUCGAGGGGAUCACGUACUGCGACUACGGCGCCGAGAGGUUCAUCUGCAAGCCGAACAGGGAGAUGUAUGCGAAGGCGAUGAAGGAGGCUGGCGUGUCUGCCAUGUCUGAUUGCUACUUUGUUGAUGACUCUCACAUCAACGCAAAGGCAGCCCAGGCCCUAGGCUGGACGUCGGUGCAUCUUGUCGAGGAGACGGAGCUGGCGCCAGAACAUCAAGGGGCUAAGUACCAGAUCCGGCAUCUCGAAGAACUGAGGGACAUCUUUCCUCAGUUCUUCAAGUCGCGCAACAAGGAUCGGUCCGACGCGGCAGACGGGACAGAUUAA